Messenger RNA from Aplysia californica (California sea hare), 2811 nucleotides. RefSeq lists its product as uncharacterized. The record is from RefSeq and is a predicted model, not a curated record. Bases 611 to 1429 code for a protein of 272 amino acids. The transcript is spliced from 4 exons. Lineage: Eukaryota; Metazoa; Mollusca; Gastropoda; Aplysiida; Aplysiidae.
GGCUGCAGCCGCUGUAAACACCCACCCCACCGUUUUCUGCGAGCGCCAGUGUGGCAGCACCGAUUCCCAGGGAACGUCAUCCAACGAGUCCGCGUGAGCCGGUAAGGGAGCACUGAGCGACAAUGUGGGUUCAGUGAAAGCCGCGUUUCUCCGAGUGAGCUACAGGAGUACCCUCGUGGAACCUUGAAGACUUACAUCUGUGAUAUCACUGCCUACUAUGCCCCCCAAGUUCAAAGGAACCUAAUCUGAAAACAAAAACUGACGACUUAAUAGAAGCCCCUGACCAGCAAGAAGGGAGUUGGUAUCUCAGACUGUAAACACGAGUACUAAUGCAUUCUUGCUAACCGGACACAGCACUUAUUGUGUGAGGCACUGAAGGGUCAACUAUGACGUUCCACCCAAGACCUUAUCCUUAAGACUUUCUUAGUGUUGAGUUGAGCCAAGAAAAACGACUCGGUCGAAGUUUGCACAGACCUCGUCCUUCCUUUUUUAGCUUCGAAAGAAGCAGGAGAGGACUGAUGACAACAAAAAGAACAACCUAAGCAUCACUGGAAAUACGUUUAUUGUGAACACAUCUACUACAGGGCACGGUCCUAGGUUUCUGUCCGUUAUGUCAGGGACAGAGCGUCCAGCGGGCGCCGCCCCAAGACUUCAGGUGAGCCCAGAGAGCAGCCAGUUCCUGACCGUUGACGAAACGAAACGACCACGAGCCAACUCCGACCCGCUCGGCUUACACUUGACCUUAAUUGGCCUGCCUGAGAUAACUGUAACGGGCGAGGAUGGUCAAGACAGCUGUCAAGGAGAGGAGGGUGAUGUCGGAGGUCUUCUCCUGCCGCCGUCUCCUCGACGUAGAGCUAACACGUGCCCCGAGGAUAUGUUCAGACCCCGAAAAGGACGCCCACCCACCCCGCCCCCUUCGGACAUUAUGAAGAAUCCGGCGGGAAAGCGCUUCUCUUUCAACUUCACACCCAAAGACUUGAACGGGAUCUCCUUUAUUCACCACAAGCUGGGAAAACUUACAGAAGACAAUAGCGAGCCCACACCUUCGGAAGCAGACGAGGUUUGCUUGGGCGCCACAGGAGGGGAGGAAUCGUUGGAGACAAACCCUCGCCUUGGACAAUCAGAACCCAAUGGUCACACAGAUCAUCCCUCGUCCAGGAAACACGGUGCUUUUAGCGCCGGAGGCAAGUUCUCAAAGCAUUCCAACGCCGCCAGCAUUACCUCAAAAGAAAACGCGUUGAGCCAACCGAUGGCAGGACUUUCUGUUUCCUCUCCGUCUGGGAAAAGUUCUGAGGUUAGCAACAACAACGAUGUUGGGGUCAAGGAUAUUGGGAAAACGUCUGACGUCACGAAAUGUUCUUCAGACUCAUGGCGCUCCAAAGACAGUAACCACGAAUCCACAGACAGUUCUCGGCUUACUGCAUGUUGAUGCUUUUUAUGUUGCUUUCCUUUCCUCUUUAGAAUUGUACCUUUCUAUACUGAAAUCCUUAAAGGGUUGACCCUCAAAUUUAGGCACGACUUGAGUUUUCUGCACAUCAUGCUUGCUUGCAGAAUCGGUGACACUGGUUCAAAUCCCCGGGUGACAAUUCUUGAAUAUGAGUUGCUAACAGAGUUUCGUGGUUCUUCGCCCACUUGGCUUGGUCUCAUCACUGGUGGAGGUAAAAUCAAAUGUUCUACCCUUUAAAAUACAGGAAAGGGUAUCCUGCCAUGUUGUAUCAUACCUUCCACUGACAUAGCGAAUCUUGAUAAAAAUGUGUGGAGAUCUUGUGUGAACGUUUAAAAGCAUUGAUUAAAUCAGCAACUGCAAAGAAUAAGUACUUAUUUGUUUGAGUAAAGAGAAUCACAGCUCUACUGCAACAGUAAUUUAGUGUAGUGUGCACGCACGACCAACAGACUAAAAGAACAGAUGGAAGACUCCAAGUUCGGUGCCCUCAAACUACAAGCAAAUGAUUUUCAUAAAGUGAAAUACUUCUUCGGGUUUCAAAACGCCACAUAUUAGUUGCUACAUUCAAUGCAAACACAUCUGAGCAUAAUUCUAUUUGAUUCAUGGAGUAACUUAAGCGAUGACAAAAACAUCGCUCGGUCUAUUGAAUCCUUGUUUCUCCAACCACCUAUUUUUGGCUCAUAAAAUUCUUUGAUCGUGAUUAUGUUGUUUUGAAAGCAGCAUUUCCUUUGUGUGUGUUUUGCUUCUGAAAUUUUGAUGUUUCCUGAUCAAAGUGUUUUCUACGUCUUGCAUUGAAAUCAAAUUGUACAGUGUACAGUUUCUGAUUCUCUGAAUCCGUUCUAAUGUAUUUUCCUGACAGAGCCUCUCAAGUGGAGUGUUUUUGUUUUUAUUUAACUUCUGAUUACUUCUUGGACAUGUUACUUCCUUCCACCCCUAGAGUUAUCUUCCUAAACUACCCGGCUUGGCACAAAAGCCCUAUUGUGCUGUGGUGAAGUCGCCCAAUUUGCUUAGAUGUGGACACUUUUGAAACUUCAUCGUUAUGUCAUAAUAUGUUGUAUAUAUAUACAGGCUGCGAGUCUUCUUUCUUUUUAUUUCUCAGGAACCUGCAUAAGCUUCUGUUCCAGAUUCUCUCAAAGGAAGUAAUUAUCGACACGUUUCGUUGACAUUUCUUGUUCUUUGCUAGCUUGUUUUGUCUGGCAUUUGUGUUACUGCUCUCUACGAUAAGAAACUUCUGACCAGUUGCUGCAAAAUAAAAUGUGAUUGCUUACAGAUUGUUACAAUUGUACAGGGCGAACAGUUUCAAAUACUCUUUAUCAUGAUCACUUUGUGAGUCUUUGAACUUAUUAAAUUUCCUUCUCCAGUAUGAA